AUGGAGAGGGAGAACCGCACAGUCGUGACAGAAUUCAUCCUCCUUGGUCUGACCCAGUCUCAAGAUGCUCAACUCCUGGUCUUUGUGUUAGUUUUAAUAUUCUACUUCAUCAUCCUUCCUGGAAAUAUCUUCAUCAUUCUUACCAUCAGAUCAGACCCUUGCCUCACAGCCCCCCUCUACUUCUUUCUGGGCAACUUGGCCUUCCUGGAUGCAUCCUACUCCUUCAUUGUGGCUCCCAGGAUGCUGGUGGACUUCCUCUCUGAGAAGAAGGUGAUCUCCUACAGAGGCUGCAUCACUCAGCUCUUUUUCUUGCACUUCCUGGGAGCAGGAGAGAUGUUCCUUCUUGUUGUGAUGGCCGUUGACCGCUACAUGGCCAUCUGUCGGCCUUUACGCUACUCAACUCUCAUGAACCCUAGAGUCUGCUACGCCUUGCUGUUGGCUCUGUGGCUUGGAGGCUUUACUCAUUCCAUUGUACAAGUGGCCCUUGUUCUCCGCUUGCCCUUUUGUGGUCCAAACCAGCUAGAUAACUUCUUCUGUGAUGUGCCACAGGUCAUCAAACUGGCCUGCACAGACACCUUUGUGGUGGAGCUCCUCAUGGUCUCCAACAGUGGCCUGCUCUCCCUCGUAUGUUUCCUGGGGCUGUUGUCCUCCUAUGUGGUCAUCCUUUACCGUGUAAGGCGGCAUUCCUCUGAAGGAAAGAACAAGGCUCUCUCCACAUGCACUACACAUAUUAUCAUUGUGUUUCUCAUGUUUGGACCUGCCAUCUUCAUCUACACUCGCCCCUUCAGAGCUUUCCCAGCUGACAAAGUGGUUUCUCUCUUUCACACAGUGAUCUUUCCUUUGAUGAACCCCAUAAUUUAUACCCUUCGCAACCAGGAAGUGAAAGCUUCCAUCAGGAGAUUAUUGAGUCAGCACAUAGUUUGCUGA
Molecule: messenger RNA, 927 nt
Organism: Diceros bicornis minor
Lineage: Eukaryota; Metazoa; Chordata; Mammalia; Perissodactyla; Rhinocerotidae
Product: olfactory receptor 4N5-like
Exons: 1
Coding region: 1-927 (308 amino acids)
Biological process (GO): G protein-coupled receptor signaling pathway
Cellular component (GO): membrane
Molecular function (GO): G protein-coupled receptor activity; olfactory receptor activity
Source: RefSeq, a predicted model, not a curated record